Molecule: messenger RNA, 1758 nt
Organism: Archocentrus centrarchus (flier cichlid)
Lineage: Eukaryota; Metazoa; Chordata; Actinopteri; Cichliformes; Cichlidae
Exons: 1
Coding region: 159-1139 (326 amino acids)
Biological process (GO): DNA integration
Molecular function (GO): nucleic acid binding
Source: RefSeq, a predicted model, not a curated record
UCCUUCUUAUUAGAUACUAUCAUGAAAAAGUAGCGCAUCAAGGGCGCCUCAUAACAGAAGGAGCACUCAGAGGAGCUGGCUUUUGGAUUAUUGGCAGUAAACGGCUCAUUUCUUCUGUCAUUCACAAAUGUAUUCUUUGUCGAAAACUCAGAGGACAAAUGCAGACUCAAAAGAUGGCAGAUUUACCCAUUCAUAGGCUGACACCCAUGCCACCAUUCACUAGUGUUGGACUGGACGUCUUUGGGCCCUGGACAGUCACCACACGUCGCACCAGAGGAGGGAGUGCAGACAGUAAACGCUGGGCUGUACUUUUCUCCUGCAUGUCCACAAGAGCAGUGCACAUUGAGCUCAUUGAAUCAAUGUCGACGUCAAGUUUCAUCAAUGCUCUAAGAAGAUUCUUUUGCAUCCGUGGUCCUGCUCAAAUGCUUCGCUCUGAUAGAGGGACUAAUUUUAUUGGAGCAUGUAAUGAGCUGCAAAUUGAUCACAAGGACACAGAACUGAAUGCUUACCUGCUGGAGAAAGGAUGCACAUGGCUGUUCAACUCCCCACACUCUUCACACAUGGGAGGAUCAUGGGAGCGACUCAUUAGAGUUGCGAGGCGCAUCCUGGAUGGGAUUCUUUUGAAGGCCGCACAUAUCCAACUCACACAUGAAGUGUUGAGUACAUUCAUGGCAGAAGUAAUGGCAAUAAUGAACGCAAGACCACUUGUACCAAUCUCAACAGAUCCAGACAAACCAAACCUUCUCACACCGGCAAUGCUUCUCACCCAGAAGACCAAUGCAUUAUCUGCACCAACAGGAAGCUUUGCACCACCAGACCUCUACUCAAAGCAAUGGAAACAAGUACAGUGUCUGGCAGACUGUUUUUGGAAACAAUGGAAAAGUGAAUACCUAUCGACUCUACAGCAACGGAGAAAAUGGACUGAUGAUAAACCGAACAUUAAAGUUGGUGACAUUGUGUUAUUGAAAGAUGCUCUCACACACAGAAACAACUGGUCCAUGGGAAAGGUUGUAAGAACAUUUGAGAGUAAGGAUAAUAAGGUUCGAAAAGCAGAAGUAAAAACUGUGAAAGAUGGAAAUGAAAAAGUGUUUUUAAGACCCAUUGCUGACAUAGUUUUGCUUUUGUCAGAGGAAAAUUAAGAGUGCUAUAACUGUAAACAGUGUAAAAUGUUUAUUAGAAAUGUUAAUUGUAGUGGCACAAUUGUAUUGUACCAGGCGGGGAGUGUUCUGGCUUUUGUAAGUUAUAAGUUACACCGUGUGCAGUUUUUGUAAAAUUGCCCUAGAACUCCCUCCAGUGGUUGUUUUGUAGCAUUGUUUGUGGUUACAAAAAUACAGGAAGUAGACAGAUUCAAGAUGGCGGAAUGUAAUGCCGAAUGUUCGUGAAUUAGGCUAAUAUCAAUCGUGAAACGUUGUUGUUUUGGACAAGAUUUGUUCUUUUACGAUGGUCGAAAGUGGACAAUGGUCAGAGGCCAUUCUUCAAUAAAGCAGCAAAAAAACGGAAAGAGAAGUUUCUUUAUUGGAGCAUCGUUAUCUGGCUGUCUAGCUGGUGAAAAACAGGAAACUCAAAAGCGAGGACAGCACACUCUGUAUAGACUGCUGGAGCAAGAGAGGACUAACAGCUUCGUUCAUGGGUGUGUCAGCAUGUUUUUAUCAUCCACCCGGAGGCCAGGUUCACCAUGCUCUGCUUAACCUACACCGAAUGGAGCACCCACACACCGGGGAGACCAUUGCUCGCUGCAUUGAUGAGACAUUAGAUGCA